Columba livia (rock pigeon) is the source of this 2478-nucleotide messenger RNA. RefSeq names its product membrane anchored junction protein (gene MAJIN). NCBI's taxonomy places the organism in Eukaryota, Metazoa, Chordata, Aves, Columbiformes, Columbidae. The record is from RefSeq and is a predicted model, not a curated record. Gene Ontology annotation, molecular function: DNA binding. The transcript is spliced from 11 exons. Gene Ontology annotation, biological process: homologous chromosome pairing at meiosis; meiotic attachment of telomere to nuclear envelope. Gene Ontology annotation, cellular component: nuclear inner membrane. The coding region runs from base 1377 to 2186 and encodes 269 amino acids.
CUUCUUCUGGGAGGAACUGGCAGAAGGAGCUGGACGGGAGCGUGAGGAAGGGCAGCUGCCACGCUUUGUGCUCCCUGGGGACACCCCGGGCUCCCAAGGGGCCAGAACGGGCUUUGCUUCCUAACUCACCCCAUUCUCGUCAAGAUUCCUGCUCUGACUUCACAUGCACAUAAGGGUAUUAUCGGAUGAGCUUAGUUUCCCAUCCUGCAAAGUUGACACUGGCUUUCCUGGAACAGAUGAACAGGAAUCUUUUCCAGAGCUGAACAGAGACACCUUGUGAGCGCCGGCAUUCGGCUUUUCUGGAUUGCUCCCACCAGCAUACGAUGAUACUGUAGAUUUUUGUGCAGAACCGUCGGGAAGUUACUGUCAGGGAGAGUACUCGUUCCUGCUUCUGGACAAAUACAUUGUAAUGAUUUUCUUGCAUAAUGCCCACUUGAUCUGGAGUUUCCCUUGGCAGGCUGUGCUGUUGCUAUGUGUGAUGCUGUAUAUGGGACUGAGCGAGGAGCCGUGUGUCCGGGGGCAGUGGAGCUGGAGAGGGAGCUGGGUACCUGUCCUUGCAUGAUCAGUGAGCUUUUGGAGACGGGGACUGUGCUUCGGGUUUGCAUUUGUGUAGUCCCUGAGCGGGAGCCCAGAGCCACCAUAAUGGUCAUGAACAGCCCUGUGUGCGUGUGUGAGUGAACACCGCAUUCCCGGGCAGCACAGCCCUGCCCGCUAGCCCCCGCCGCCACCAGCACCCGAGGAAAGCCCGGCCUCGCCUGGCACGGCCGCCGGGACCCCCCGGCCCCGGUUCGGGUCCGCUCGGCCCGUUCGGCUCCGUUCGGCUCCACUCGGCUCCGCCUGAGGCCAGGGCCGGGUGCCGUGCGCAGCGGGGCCGGGGCAGCGCCGGGGCCUCUCAGCCGGGCUGAGGGGGCGGCGGCAUCUCCCCUGUCGGCGGGCCGGGGCGCUUGGCCGGCGUUUGCGGCGGGUCCCGGCCCUCCCUCAGCAGGCCCGGGCAGCUCCGGCCGCUGGGGCCGGCCCUGGGGCUGCCUCCCGCUGGUGGUUGUCUGGCGGGGGCCGGGGGACGCCGGGGAGACGGGCGGGUGCGGAGGGAAACGGGUUUUUGCCGGACCCACCGCAGCCGGGGUUGUCCCCACGGCCUGGGCUCCGUCACGGGCCGCGACACAGCCCCGCGCGGCUUCCGCGGCAGCCCCUGCGGCAAGGGCCCGUAAAGCUCCAGGGACGGUGGUGGUGACAUUUCCAGAGCAGCGGCUGAAGGCGGAGCGGCUCCGGGUCCUCUCUGAGCCUGCUCCAAAAUACCGGCUGCGUUGGAACAGGCGCUUCCAUCAGCCAUUUUCUGACUGUAGGAGGCACUGGCUGACAUUCAGGGAGAAAGCAAGAUGUCAUUGAAACCAUUUACCUAUCCAUUGCCUGAAACAAGGUUUCUUCAUGCAGGCAGGCUUGUGUACAAAUUUAAAAUCCAGUAUGGCAACUUCAGCAGCGUUCCUGAUCUGGACAACACUGAAAGGGCUGUCAAAGAGUUAGAGGAAGCGGUUCGAGUAAUCCUUGGAAAUCUUGAUGAUUUACAUCCAUUUUCUACAGACCACUUCACUAUCUUUCCUUAUUUGAGUAAAUGGGAGAGAGUAUCAAAGAUGAGAUUCAAACAUGAGAAUGUCCAUCUCGUGCCUUAUCCCUACAUUUGCACUAUGUAUCUAGAACUCAACUCGUUUCAGCAAAACAUGUCAUGUGGUAAAGACAUAAACAAGGCCAGUUAUGAGCGUGUCAAGAAAAGAAAUGAAAUGUCAGAAAGUCAUGCAUUGAAAGAGACCAUGAAGAGGAAAAGAGUGGAAGUCAGCGCAGAGAGCUCAUGCCCACAGUCGGGUCCGAACAGAACUGGAGCUGAGUGUGUUCACCGUAAGAGUAAAGCAAAGCAUGGAUUUGAAAUGAAUUCUUUCAAAGAAAAUGGGUGUGAGUUCAGUCCAGCAUCCCUUACCACGGGCUGUAACCAAGUUAGUUCCUGGAGACCUGUGGAAUCGACCCUUGAACAAAGAGCAGCAACCGGUCAGGCUGAGGGUACAAUGCAGCUGCUGCAGCAAGUGGACCAAAUGACAAACAAAGGAAACAUGGAAUCAGAAGGAAGAAGUCUCUCAAAAUUCUGGAGAAGCAUAAUCUUUUCACCACUGCAGCAUCUUUUUGGUGGGAAGAACUGACCUGCAAGUACUAAUUGUUGUGGAAAGGUAAACUUGUAAUGUGAAUGUUGUGUUGUUUUGUUUCUCUUGUAAUUCAGCUUUUUUCACACUGCUUGUCUCAGCUAUUAAAUGCUUUAAAUGAAGUUCUAUUUUGUUCACAUUUUCAAAGUAAUGUUCUUAAGAUGUUGGAUUAUAGUGUCUUUUCCUUCACAAUCUAGAGUUUCUGGAAAAAGCAACAAGCUUUAAGAUUUUGAUCCUAAGUGUCAUAAAGAGUGUAUUUUCCAUUUAAAAAUCUUUAGAUGAGAUUCUAAUA